Molecule: messenger RNA, 1080 nt
Organism: Fibroporia radiculosa
Lineage: Eukaryota; Fungi; Basidiomycota; Agaricomycetes; Polyporales; Fibroporiaceae
Exons: 4
Coding region: 1-1080 (359 amino acids)
Source: RefSeq, a predicted model, not a curated record
AUGUCGACAAUCACUGGAAACUCGAAAAAACUCAUCUUAAUUAUUGGAGCGACCGGUGCGCAGGGAAUUGCGGUGAUUAACAAACUUCUUGCUCCCGGAGAGGAUGGUUCGCCAUCUCCCUAUUCCGUGCGAGCUCUUACCCGAAACCCUGAACAUGCCCGCGCGAAGGAUUUAGCCUCGAGGGGCGUCGAGAUUGCUCAAGGCCGAUUUGACGACUUCAAAGCCGUUGCAGCCGCCUUACAGGGCGUCUACGGGGCAUUUGUUAACACUGAUAGCUUCACUGUCUCUGAGGAGAAAGAGGUAUGGUCCGGAAUACGCAUUUUUGAGCUGGCCAAACAGGCUGGUGUCAAACAUUACGUCUGGAGUAGUCUUGAAUAUGUGUCGAAGCUCACCAACUAUAAUCCGGAAUACCGCUGCUUGCACUACGAUGGGAAAGGCCGUGUAGCAGACUUCAUGCAGGCUCAACCUUCAGUCGUGAGCGACUCAGGCAUGACAUGGUCCACAAUUACAUCGGGCCCAUACAUGGAUAUGCUGAACAUCUACACGUUCGGACCGAUCAAACGCCGCGCGGACGGCACCUUUGUAUUCGCAACACCUGUGGGGAAAGGGCAUGUCCCCAUGAUCGCACUCUCCGACUUCGGCCACUUCGCCAGAUAUACAUUCGAUAAUCGCGCACUCACUUCAGGCAAGGAUCUGAAAAUCGGGAGCGACUGGGUUGGAUGGGACUAUCUGGUGUCGACGUUUAUCAAGGUAACAGGCCAGAAGGCAGAAGUUGUAAACCAAUCCUUGGACGAUUGGUUCGACAACUAUGAGGGUGUUGAUCAACCCGUCUCCAACGAAGGCACGGGUGCUGAACACGUCUCGUGGAAGACGAACUUCACCGGAUGGUGGUCCAUGUAUAGGGAUGAUGUGAUCAAGCGAGAUUGGGAAUGGAUUCGCAAGGUCAACCCGAACGGCUACACACUCGAGACUUGGAUGCGAGCCAAUAAUUACGGAGAAGGCUCGGGCCAAAUGCUCCUGAAGAAUAUCGAGGACGGUCAUCGAGUGACGUUAAACCAAGCUCGCAUCGCGCAGUUGUGA